ACCUACCGCCAACCAGUUUGGUGACCACAUGCUGAUCACAGGCGGUUGCAGUAGCUACUUUGAAGUGCGAUUUAAUUUCGAGAUGCAACUUCCAGAAUAUCGCUGUCCAUUGGAACCAGCAACGGCAGGCGUGUGGAUGUAUGACCCUGCAUCUGUACGAUGGUUGCGGUUGAUCAGUCAACCAGCUUAUCGCGACACCAUACUCGGUCCGACGGUUAUUGUUUGGAACGACCUUCUCUUGUAUUUCGGUGGAAUUCCAACGAAUUCACUUUCAUCAGGCGACAUCUUGGAAGACUGGAGUGGUUUUUAUAUGUACAGACCGGCCUGCCCACCGGGCACGCAAAGUGCUGAUAUUAUGAAAUACGCGUGUUCUGAUUGCUCUGUGGGCUCUUACGCUGCCACGUCUAAUUCCAACUGCUCUCGAUGUCCACACGGUCUCACCACAUUAGAUAAAGCGUCUACAAGCAACGAAAUGUGCAGGCAGUGUGUGCCCGGAUAUUGUGGUCACGGUACAUGUACUGUUACGUUAGCCUCGCAAGCCAGGCUCAAUUCCGGCAAAAGCUCCUCGUCCUCGCGUCAUUCACGUGCGUUUAGUUCAGCGACUGCGCGGAAGAGCCUGGCUUGCGAGGCUACUGUUACGUUGCCAGGUCCGGAGCCCAACUGCUUGUGCCAAUUCGGAUUUACCAACGAUGAAGACGGACUGUGUACCGUUCCAACCUACUAUAUGGCUGGAUUGGGAUUUCUAGCAGGAGUCGUUCUUCUUGCACUCGUCGCCGUUAUGGUGGCCAAAUUUCGAAGAACAAGAAGAAAUCACGAUGACAUGAUCAGACACAAGGAGCAAGAGUUAAUAGAGCUCACUAACAGCUGGAACAUCGACUCUAAAGAGUUAGCACUGCGACAACGGAUCGAUCGAGACUCUCCCGGAGGAUACGGCGAGGUCUACCAAGCGGAGUAUAGAGAGAUGAUCGUGGCAGUCAAGAAGUUGCAAGGAAUCCAUCAACAUCUCGACAGAAUCGAGUUGGAGUUCGAGCGGGAGAUCGAGGUGAUGAGAACCAUUAGACAUCCGAACAUCGUUCUGUUUCUUGGAGGCGGUCGCUACCAUGAUGACGGUUGCCCAUUUCUCGUUGUGGAGUAUAUGGCUAGAGGGUCGUUGGCGGCGAUUCUAAAAAACGAAGACAUCGAGUUGGAAGAUAGUCUGAAACUAAGGUUUACUCUAGAGGCAGCCAAAGGACUGAGAUUUCUUCACGGUCAACGUCCUCCUCGUGUGCACCGUGACCUUAAGAGUGGUAAUCUGUUGGUCAGCCAGCGAUGGGUAGUCAAGGUGGCCGAUUUUGGAGCAGCUCGAUUGGUACGAGAAGAAGGCAAGAAUCAAGAGUCUGUUAGAGGAGAGGGACGACUCGAUCCCGAAGCUCCACUACUCCAUGCAGACUAUCAGCUAUCGUUGUGUGUGGGAACGCCACAUUGGUGUGCACCAGAGAUACUGUGUGCAGACAACUACGGAACACCUGCGGAUGUCUACAGUUUUGGUAUCGUGAUGUGGGAAAUUUGGUCAAGAAAAGUUCCAUAUGAAGAUUGUCAUUUCCGUUCUGUUAUCGACUUGAAGUCAGCCGUUUUGAGGGGAGUAAGGCCUACCAUAUCUGAUGAUACACAAAAUGAUUACGUCAACUUCAUGCGUCGCUGUUGGGCAGCAGACAGUGCCGCUCGACCUUCGUUUCAAGAAGUGGUGUUCCGGAUAGAUGAUAUGAUUGAGGGUGACGCUCUUGUCAGUGAAGAGAGACAAUACAGCGGCGUAGCCAGGUGUACCGUUUGGAGGUUGCACACAGAAUCUGAGACUGAUGAGACACAGAAGUAUCCGUUGAUUCAAUGAAAACAAUGACUGCGAACAUUAAUUACGUGCUGAUAUCUAUCUUAUCUGUAUACUAAUAAAAUUGACGGUGUUUGUAUGUGUAUAUAUA
Messenger RNA from Corticium candelabrum, 1955 nucleotides. RefSeq lists its product as uncharacterized. Gene Ontology annotation, cellular component: cytoplasm. The transcript has 2 exons. Gene Ontology annotation, biological process: signal transduction; protein phosphorylation. The record is from RefSeq and is a predicted model, not a curated record. The coding region runs from base 29 to 1867 and encodes 612 amino acids. Lineage: Eukaryota; Metazoa; Porifera; Homoscleromorpha; Homosclerophorida; Plakinidae. Gene Ontology annotation, molecular function: protein kinase activity; ATP binding.